GAGCGAGCAAACGGGGAAGUGGCACGUUCUGUUUAUGUGAGGCAAAGAUGGCAGAGAGCAGCCCCAUAGUAGUGAAGCGAUGCGAUUCUGCAUGUGUAUCUGCCGUGAGCAUGGAGGCUAUCUCAGCUCUGACGGAGCUGGAUGAUCUGGAGCGGGUCUACCAGCAGCUCUGCACCGAGGAGAAAAAGGUGGAGACUGAGCUGGAGAAGUUGGUUGGGCAGCAGGGGAACAUUGACACCAAGAUGUACUUUAGAGAGGGCCCAACCUGCAGCUGAUAGGAGGAGAUGCCAGUCAGCUGUCUGGCAUGAUUACAUUCACGUGCAGCCUGGCAGAGAAUGUCAGCAGUAAAGUCCGCCAGCUAGACCUGGCAAAGACCCGGCUUUAUAAGGUUAUCCAGCGGGCUGAUGACAUCCUGGACCUGAAGUUCUGUACAGACGGCGUUCAGACGGCGCUACACAAUGAGGACUAUGAACAGGCUGCCGCCCACAUUCACCGCUACCUUUCUCUCGACCAAUCAGUCAUUGAGCUAAGUCGCCAAGGAGAAGAGAGCAGUGCUGUGGAUGCUAGCCUUGCCAUGCUUCAAGUGGCAGAGCAGCGAUUGAAAGUCCUGGUUGUGGAGAGACUGGAUGAGGCUGUUACCAGGGGUGAUCUGGCACAGGUGGAAAGAUUCUUUAAAAUCUUCCCUCUGCUUGGCCUCCACGAUCAAGGCCUGGCUCGCUUUGGCCAGUACCUCUGCAGCCAGCUGGCCUCUAAAGCAGAGGAGAACCUGCUCUUGGCUGUGGGAGGAGAGCUGGGAGAGAGGAGAGCUGCCCUGGUCUUUGCUGACACCCUGACUCUGCUGCUGGAGGGCAUAGCUCGUGUUGUGGAGACCCACCAGCCCAUCGUAGAGACGUACUACGGUCCAGGCUACCUGUAUACUCUCAUCACUCACCUGCAGCAGGAGUGUGACCGACAGGCUCAGAAAGUAGUUGACAAGUUCAUCCAACAGAGAGACUACCACAACAAGUUUCAGAUCGUCCAGAGCAGCAUGAUGAAGAGUGUGCCCACUGAGAUGAUUGAACCCAGGGAGCUGGAUCCUGUAUUACUGGAAGUCACUCUGAUGAAUGCCAGGUCGGAGCUUUACUUAAGAUUCCUGCGCCGUCGCUUGAUGGCCGACUUUGAGGUUGGGGAUGCUACGGCAACACCUGGCAUCGUCCAAGAGCACAAGCAUAAUGUGGAGAAACUGCUGAAACACUGCAUGCUGGGCCAGCUCAUGCAGGAGCUGAUUGGCUACUACAUUCCAAUGGAGGAGUACUACAUGAGGGAGACCGUCAGCAAGGCUGUAGCUAUGGACACAUAUGAGAAGGGUCAGCUGACAUCCAGCAUGGUGGAUGACUGUUUCUACAUUGUGAAGAAGUGCAUCAGCAGAGCCCUGUCCAGCUCCAGCAUUGACUGCCUGUGUGCCAUGAUCAACCACUCAACCUCAGUGCUAGAGUCUGACUUCAGGGAGGUGUUGUAUAAUAAGCUGAGGCAGGGCUUCCCUGCGACCACGCUGCAGGACAUCCAGCGUGGGGUGAGCAGUGCAGUGAGUCUGAUGCAGAGCAGCCUGCAGCAGGGCAAGUUCAACAACCUGGGCAUUGACAGCGCAGAGGUCGCCAAGGCUGCCUUCCUGGUGACUCUGAAUAAUGUGGAGGUGUGUAGCGAGAACAUCACCACUCUGAAGAGGAACCUGGAGAGUGAUUGCUCCAAGUUGUUCACUCAGGGGGCGGGAUCAGGAGAGCAAGCUAAGAUUGACAGCUGUCUGUCAGACAUGGUCAACACAUCCAGCAAGUUCAAGGAUCUCUUGCAGGUUGGAGGAUGCAGAAGUAUACUCAGAUCAGAGAGACACAUGAUCUGUCUCUGUGCAGAGGGCCUGACGGAGCUGAACACCACAGCCAUCAAGCCUCAGGUCAAACCGUGGAUCAGCAGCUUCCUGUCCAUCUCACACAACAUAGAGGAGGAGGAGUUUAAUGAGUACGAGGCCAACGACCCCUGGGUCCAGCAGCUCAUCGUCAACCUCAAGCAGCUCAUGGCAGAGUUCAAGGUAACCAUGGUUCUGCUUAGCUUCAGGAAUAAAUAUCUUACAUUAGCAUUUUAUAAACUAUUUAUUUUCUCUUCUCCCCCUCUUUAUAAUCUCUCUGUCUUGUUCUCUCAGGCGGGGCUCUCUUCAGUUAUCUAUGACACACUGACCAGCCUCAUGACCAGUUUGGUCUCCAUGGAGAUGGAGAAGACCGUCCUGAAGUGCACCUUCAGCAGGCUGGGAGGGCUUCAGUUUGAUAAGGAGCUGCGUUCUCUGGUGGCCUACCUCACAACUGUCACCACCUGGACUAUUAGGGACAAGUUUGCUCGGCUGACUCAAAUGGCCACCAUCCUCAACCUGGAGCGGGUAACAGAGAUCCUGGAUUACUGGGGCCCGAACUCUGGUCCUCUAACGUGGCGUCUGACCCCAGCGGAGGUCCGGCAGGUUCUGGCGCUACGCAUCGAUUUCCGCAGUGAGGACAUCAAGAGGCUCCGCCUCUAACUCUGCUACCCAGAGACUGUGCUGGUGCACAUGUUACAUGGGAAUAGACUCAUGCUGAUUGGUCUUUGAGGAAAAAGAGGAAUGUGCAGGUGGAUCCCCUGAGAGGAAGUCCCUGCUGCUUCUGACCUCUGCUGGCCUCAUAGGAGGAGGAAGAGGUUGCCCCUAACUACAGAUACAGGGAUAGAUAUUUGUUUAACCCCGAAAUGGUUGCAGUUAGGUUUGAGGGUAGUGAGAUCUGAUCCUAGAUCUGUAGUUAAUGCUACUUCGAAUUCUAGCGGCCUCAUACAGCCAAUCAAAGCUAGGAGUAACAGCAGUAAUGGAACUAUGGGAUUGUGGAACAGUGGGAUUAUGGAUUUGAGCCUUUUGGCUUGGAUUAAUAAAUAUUAUGUAACAUAUUAAAUGUAAAAUAUUAAAGUGUUCUCUCGAA
Molecule: messenger RNA, 2966 nt
Organism: Oncorhynchus mykiss (rainbow trout)
Lineage: Eukaryota; Metazoa; Chordata; Actinopteri; Salmoniformes; Salmonidae
Source: RefSeq, a predicted model, not a curated record